Messenger RNA from Drosophila melanogaster (fruit fly), 1829 nucleotides. It is a transcript of the gene Opbp, whose product is annotated as Optix-binding protein. The record is from RefSeq and is marked reviewed. The coding region runs from base 99 to 1787 and encodes 562 amino acids. Gene Ontology annotation, cellular component: chromosome; nucleus; chromatin. The transcript has 5 exons. Gene Ontology annotation, molecular function: sequence-specific DNA binding; chromatin binding. Gene Ontology annotation, biological process: epigenetic regulation of gene expression. NCBI's taxonomy places the organism in Eukaryota, Metazoa, Arthropoda, Insecta, Diptera, Drosophilidae.
CUGUGGCAACGCUUCGAUUUCCAAAAACCAUUUGUUAUUAUUGCUGUGGAUCUGCCCAUUAUUAUUUGUUGUAAAUAAAGAUUGGAGCAAAUUAUGCCAUGUCAUCGUCCAACCAGGCCGAGGAGACUACCCCGAACCUCCACGUGGAGGAUGGAGACUUAUCCGGAGGCGCCUUGCAGCAGGAAUUCCUCUACUGCGAGAGCUGCGGCAAUGUAUACGAGGACACCGAGUCUUACGACAGGGCCCACGGUCCGCAGGCCGGCUGCUGCACCGGCGCUAGCGGGGAAUUGGAUUUCAUCGAGGAGGUCGCCGAAGAUUGCAUUUCGGAAGAGGUCGGGGAAGAGGACAUUGUCUACGCAGACGUACCCCUCUGGGAGCUGGUGGAGGAAGUUCCGGCCAACGUGAAGGCGGAGAAGGACCAAAACGAGCCUAGCAAUUCCGAUCGCUACUUCUGUUACGACUGCCACAGCAUUUUCGAGAACCGAAAUAAAGCUGAGGAGCACAUAUGUCCGCGGGCGGAAUCCGGCGGGUCCAGCCAACAAGAUGGCGAUGCGAAAGCACCCGUCCGGCGAAAGUUGGCCAGUGUCAGUGCAAGGACGGGUCCGAGAGACGCAUCAUCCGUUAUUAGCUGCGGAAUCUGCAACACCGUUUUUAGCUCGGAGAAGUUUCUCAAAUUCCACAUGCGCAUUCAUGAGAAUCGAGCUCCCAAGAGCAUUCAGGACGCCCUUCCUAUAGGCGCCCAUCAGCAGUACAGCGAGCUGGACCAGUUCUACUGCGAAAUAUGCAACAAAAGCUUCGAUGAAACCCUCCUGACGGUACACAAACAGAUGCACCAACAGGAAUCUAGUGAGAUUAUGUGCAGCAUUUGCAACCGGAAGUUUGAGAACGAAGUUACCUAUCAGAUGCACCAAAAAAUCCAUGAGAAACCGCGCGACUCCGAGUCCUCCCGUAAAUUAGCCCAGCGUACUAGUCUCGAUAAGGAGAAACCCGGGUUUCCCUGCCAGUACUGCGAGAGGGUGUUCACCCGCCCCUUUGAAAAAGUCAAGCACGAACGGGUCCACACCGGAGAAAAGCCUUACGCCUGCGAGGUCUGCGGCAAGACAUUUCGGGUGUCAUAUUCCCUGACCCUUCAUCUGCGUACCCACACCAACAUUCGGCCGUAUGUGUGCACGGUGUGCAACAAGCGCUUUAAAUCGCACCAAGUGUACUCCCACCACCUGCGCAUCCACAGCUCCGAACGACAGUUUUCAUGCGAUGCGUGCCCCAAGACUUUUCGGACCUCCGUGCAGCUGUACGCCCACAAAAACACCCACACCAAGCCUUACCGGUGUGCCGUGUGCAAUCGCCCAUUUUCUUCGAUGUACGCCGUCAAGAAUCACAUGCAGACCCAUAAGGAGAUCAGCAGCAAAGGAAGUGUCGGCUCUGGUACGCCGAACAUUAAGAGUGCGGCCACCUCGAAGAGCCAGGCAGCUGGGAAGUUCUAUUGUAAUACUUGUGGAGCUGAGUACGCACGUCUCUUCGCCCUGCGCCUGCACAUGAAGUCGGCUCACGGUUUGGUGGAGGAGCAGGAGAAUCCCGCCACCUCAACUGAUGCUGCACACGUCGCUGAGACCGAUGAUUCCGAGACUGCGGUGUUGAUAGCGGCAGCCGAGGCAGAUGCCGCUUACAUAAACGCUGUGGUAAACGAUGUAGACAUCGUGGGCACCGUACCCACCUACGAAGAGUGCGUUGUGUUUGACGUGGAUAACUUCCACAGCGAGGAAGUUAUUACAGAUUGGCUUAAGUAGCAGUUCACAGUUUUACAUCCAAUAAAUAUUUGUCUCAAAAAU